CCGCCCUCCCCGCGCCGAGGCUGCCCGCGGAAUGAGCGUCCCCCGGGUGGCCGCCGCCGCCUCCUCUCGAGCUCCGGGCGGGCGGGCAGAAAGCGCGGCUGCCGGCGCAGUCCCUGCAGCGGGAGCGGAGUGAAUGACCGAGAGGAGCGGCGCGGAGAGGCAGCCCCGGCAUCAGGAUGCGGGCGCCCGCCAACAUCCUCAACCUGCUGCUGCUGUCCUUGCUGGCCGGCCUGGACCCGUCCAAGACUCAAAUCAGCCCUAAGGAAGGGUGGCAAGUUUAUAGCUCAGCCCAGGAUCCCGAUGGCCGUUGCAUCUGCACUGUUGUUGCACCUGAACAAAACCUAUGUUCAAGAGACGCCAAAAGCAGGCAACUCAGACAGCUGCUAGAGAAGGUGCAGAAUAUGUCCCAAUCUAUUGAAGUUUUAAAUCUACGGACUCAGAGGGAUUUCCAGUAUGUCUUAAAAAUGGAAACACAAAUGAAAGGGCUGAAGGCCAAGUUUCGGCAAAUCGAAGACGAUCGGAAGACGUUAAUGACCAAGCAUUUUCAAGAGUUGAAAGAAAAGAUGGAUGAGCUCCUGCCAUUGAUCCCAGUUCUGGAACAAUACAAAACUGAUGCCAAAUUAAUCACCCAGUUCAAGGAGGAAAUUAGGAAUCUGUCUACUGUCCUCACUGGGAUUCAGGAAGAAAUUGGUGCUUAUGACUACGAGGAACUACACCAGCGGGUACUCAGUUUAGAAACCAGGCUUCGAGACUGCAUGAAAAAGCUCACAUGUGGCAAACUGAUGAAAAUUACAGGCCCCAUUACAGUCAAGAUAUCUGGAACCCGGUUUGGAGCCUGGAUGACAGAUCCAUUAGCAUCGGAGAAAAACAACCGGGUCUGGUACAUGGAUAGCUACACUAACAAUAAAAUCGUCCGUGAAUAUAAAUCCAUUGCAGACUUUGUCAGCGGGGCUGAAUCAAGGACAUACAACCUCCCGUUCAAGUGGGCAGGAACCAACCACGUCGUCUACAAUGGCUCCCUCUAUUUCAACAAGUAUCAGAGCAACAUCAUCAUCAAAUACAGCUUUGACACUGGGCGGGUGCUUGCACAGCGUAGCCUCGAGUAUGCUGGCUUUCACAAUGUCUACCCUUACACCUGGGGUGGCUUUUCUGAUAUUGACCUGAUGGCAGAUGAAAUUGGGCUAUGGGCUGUGUAUGCCACCAACCAGAAUGCAGGCAACAUUGUCAUCAGUCAGCUAAACCAGGAUACACUGGAGGUGCUGAAGAGCUGGAGCACAGGCUACCCAAAGAGAAGUGCUGGAGAAUCCUUCAUGAUCUGUGGCACCUUGUAUGUUACUAACUCUCACUUAACAGGAGCCAAGGUCUACUAUUCUUAUUCCACAAAAACCUCCACUUACGAGUACACAGACAUUCCUUUCCAUAAUCAGUAUUUCCACAUAUCCAUGCUUGACUACAAUGCAAGAGACAGAGCUCUCUAUGCCUGGAACAACGGACAUCAAGUCCUGUUUAAUGUCACCCUUUUCCACGUCAUUAAAACUGAAGAUGACACAUAACUUUCUUUCCCUUCCCUUUGCCUCGCCUCCCUCCCUCCAAGCAGUGUCAUUUGUGAUGAACUCCAAAAGCAUCCAUCUCUCUCAUUUCCUUUUAAUUUACAUUUCUCUUUUUCCAUUAAGGAAAAGCAACAUUCUUCUACCAUACAAUGCAUUUCAAACACCGCUGUCAAAAACGGCCUGUUGGAAAUAAAAGCAUCUUAACUCAUGAUUCUACAAGGUCUGCCAAGACCUUGUCUUAAAAAGCACUAAAGAGGAUUUAAGUGGAUAAAGGAAGUUUUUAAAAUAUUAUGAUCUGCCUUAUUUUAGAGUCAGAGACUAAUGGUGGCUUAAAUGCAUGAAUGUCUUUUUUUACCUCAUUUUGGUUUGAAUCUCUCGCUCCACUUCAGGAAAUAUUUUGGUAGUGUCAGACACAUAUUGCACAUUGUAUUUUCUUUUUAUUUAUUCCAAAAGAAAGAUUUAGGGAUUUAAUUACCUUGGACAUGGAGUACGAUUCCUUUUGCUAUCGCCCAACUUCAGAUGUGGUGCUGUACAGUAUGUUUUUAAAUCUCUGGCAAACAUUUUAUCGACAGUAUGUAUAUUUCUUACCAUUGUAACCACCAUUGUGCAAUUGUAUCUCUUCACUUAUGUGAAAGUAAAC
Colius striatus (speckled mousebird) is the source of this 2190-nucleotide messenger RNA. It is a transcript of the gene OLFM3, whose product is annotated as olfactomedin 3. Gene Ontology annotation, biological process: signal transduction. Bases 177 to 1553 code for a protein of 458 amino acids. The record is from RefSeq and is a predicted model, not a curated record. The transcript has 6 exons. Lineage: Eukaryota; Metazoa; Chordata; Aves; Coliiformes; Coliidae.